GCGCGGGAAGCGGAAGAACGCGCGUGUGCGGCGCCGGGGCUCGGCGGGCGGGGGCCGGGCGGGAAACGAGGCCGGGGCGGGGGGCGGCGCGGGCCCAGGACCGGUACCGGACCGGGAGCCGAGCCCGGGGCGCUCACCCGCCGCGCCCGCAGGAUGUGCGCGGGCCCGGCGCUGCGGCAGGAGUACCGGCGGGGCCUGGAGCGGGGCCGCGCCCGUCCCGGUCCCGACCCGUCCUUCGGGGAGCGGCUGCGGCAGCGGCUGCGGAACGAGCCGGGGCUGCUGCCGGCCCUGCAGGACGACGCCGGCGCUCUCCUGGCCCGGGGGCUGCGGGGCCGCCGCGAGCCGGGCGCGUCGCUGCGGUGUCUGUCCGCCGCCUUCGAGCUGCUGGAGCGGACGGCCCUCAACCUCUACCUCUUCCCCUGGCGCAAGGAGUUCCGCACCAUACAGACCUUCUCGGGAGCCUACGUACACGUGCUGCGGGCGGCGCUGCCCGAAGCCGAGCUGCUGCGGAGCUUGGGCCGGCUGGGCUACGCGCGGCUGGAUGAGCGCCGCCUCGCAGUCUCCCGGCCGCCGCCGGGCACCGAGCUGGCCGCUGCCGCGUGCGGCUUCCUCGCCUGCCGGCUGGAGUGCGACAUCCUGGCCGAGCUGCUGCUGCGGCUGCAGCCGCGCCUGCCGCGCGCCGAGGAGCUGCUGGACGCGCGCCGCGUCGCCGGGGACGUGGAGGCCUGCGUGGAGAUGCUGCGGGAAGCGGCUCCCGGCUGCGAGGACGGCAGGGAUCUCUACGGGGACGUACCGGACAGCCCCGAGGAUCUCUAUUUUGAGAGGCCAGACAGCCCCGAGGACGGCGGGGAGCGAGAGCCGAGUCCCGCGGUGCUGAGCUCCAGGCCGCAGCGGGACCCUGCAGGGCUGCAGGGAGUGCAGGACGCGGCCGGGAGGAACUGGGACACCUACGAGCGUAGCGACCUCGCGCAGGAGCCGCUCCCCUCCCCGGGCAUCCCCAAGCCAGACUCUUCUUCCUCUCGCUUCUUCCUGCAGCAGGAGCAGAGGGAGGUGGGCGGCAGCCCCCCGUUGCUCUGCCCUGCGCGGCUGCCCCCUGGGGAGCCCCCACCAAGCUCCCGUGCCGGCGCUCUGCCCCCUGCUGCCCCACAGCAACUCCCUGAGCUUCCCUCCUACCAGCUGCACUCCUGCCUGCGGCAGGGCACGCUGCCUGCCUACUGCUGCACCACCUGCCAGCAGCUGCAUGCCGGUACCUGCGUGGCCGGGCUGGCUUGCCGCAGCCGGCACCGUGGGCAGGAGCUGCGCUGUGAGCGGCAGCAGCGCCUCUGGCUGCAGCGCACAGAGGUGGACAUGCUGCUGGCUGACGGCACCGGCACCCGGCCCUAGCAUGGCACGUCGGCUUGAGGGGACGCUGAACUCGGCCCCGCGCUCCCACGGAGCCCUCGGAUGUAGUGGGGCAGUGCAGGGAGGUGAGAGCUGGGAGGACUGGGCCCUGCUCUGGUUCCUGCUGUAAGCGGCUCGCUGCAUCCCAGUAAAGCGUGGCUGCCUCGUGA
Gallus gallus (chicken) is the source of this 1550-nucleotide messenger RNA. RefSeq names its product spermatogenesis associated 2 like (gene SPATA2L). The transcript is spliced from 2 exons. The coding region runs from base 154 to 1383 and encodes 409 amino acids. Gene Ontology annotation, cellular component: cytoplasm. NCBI's taxonomy places the organism in Eukaryota, Metazoa, Chordata, Aves, Galliformes, Phasianidae. The record is from RefSeq and is a predicted model, not a curated record.